Oncorhynchus tshawytscha (Chinook salmon) is the source of this 3636-nucleotide messenger RNA. RefSeq names its product scavenger receptor class A member 5. The transcript is spliced from 9 exons. Gene Ontology annotation, biological process: iron ion transmembrane transport. Gene Ontology annotation, cellular component: plasma membrane. Bases 365 to 1861 code for a protein of 498 amino acids. The record is from RefSeq and is a predicted model, not a curated record. Gene Ontology annotation, molecular function: ferritin receptor activity. Lineage: Eukaryota; Metazoa; Chordata; Actinopteri; Salmoniformes; Salmonidae.
GUACAAAAUGUAUACUGGACCCUGCCCCGGGCGCAUGAAUUGAGAAACUAGAUACUAUAUAGAAUGAGAUACGAACACAUCUAAUCAGAGUUGUCCAGGAAGCGGUAUUCGUCACAUCGUACUCUCCAUGCGUCCACUACAAUUUUUAAACAGGGAUUAAUUCACCCAAGCAUCACAGACUGGCUGUUGCACGGAUCUCCACCCUGCGUUUAUCUGCUGAGAGAGACUUCAGUGAAUUGUCUUAUGUUGAGAGGAAACAUUUAUUGAGAUUUCAGUUCAUUGGCAAAACAUGCACCCUUUUUAGAUAACAUUUUGAGAUGUGCAUCUGUAAUACUUUGUAGUCAGAACGUCGACAAGUUCCUGAAUGGAGAAUAAGGCCAUGUACCUGAGUACAUACGAAGAGAGGGAGAACGGAUCCUUCUGUGAGGAAGGCUACGAUGGCAGGAACCUAUCAAAGCUGAACCUGUGUGAAGAUGCCGGCUCUGCCAAGAGGAGAAGAAAGUCAGACAAUUGCUGCAGCCACCUGAACUCCCUGUCUGCCAUCAAGUAUGCCAUCGUGUCUCUAUACAUCCUGGUACUCCUGUGUAUCCUUGGCCUCUGUUUAGCAGUGUCCAGGUCUCAGAUGUCCUCAGAGAAGCAGGAGGCACUGAUGGAGAACAUGACCCGUAUGGGGGACCGCUCCCGGGAGCUCCAACAGUCCCUGGGCGACAUCUCCUCUCAGGCAAACCUCCUGGAGAAAAUCUGGAAGCUGGAGAACCUGUUCCAGAACCACAGCGAGUCCUUACAGCAGCUGGGCCGGGCAUUUCACGGCCUGGAGAGGGACAUCAGGGAUCUGCAAGGCCACUCCCAGUCGACAGACAGUGCAGUGGAGAAGCUGGGGGGCCGUGUCGCUACCCUGAACCAAUCGUCCCAGAGGAACGUGAGUGGGCUGAGCAACCUGCUGGCCCAGGCCUCUGUCUCGCUGCACGACCACGACCUACUGCUGAAGAGCGCAGCGGAUCAGGUGGACCAGCUCAAGGAGAGGCUUGAGGAGGUGGGCUGGACGGUGGACGCGGUCAACCACACAUUCACGAGUGACAUCAGCAUCCAUCACCUGAAGAUCCAGGACCUGCAGGUGCAGAUCAGCAAUGUGAGCCAGGACACACGGUACAUGAGGGAGACACAGGUGCAAAUGGAGGAGACACUGAAGAACGAGGUGGAGAUCCUCAGCACCGUCACAGAGGACCUGAGGCUCAAGGACUGGGAGCACUCCAAUAUCCUCAAGAACAUCACCUUCCUAGAAGGGCCUCCAGGACCAAAGGGUGAGAAGGGCGAUGUUGGGCCACUUGGGUCCCCUGGUGUGGCAGGCCUCACAGGGAUGAGCGGUUUUACAGGAGAAAAAGGCACCCAGGGUCCAAGGGGACUAAAAGGCCCGAGCGGCCCCGACGGCCGACAGGGGGAGAAAGGGGAUAUGGGACCCAAAGGGCCCAAAGGUGACAAAGGAGACAGAGGACUGAAGGGCGAGAAGGGAGACCGAGGUGACCGUGGUGAAAAAACAGUGGACGAGACACUGGUGAGGCUGGUGAAUGGAUCAGGCCCUCACGAGGGGAGAGUGGAGGUGUUCCACGAGAGACGCUGGGGAACGGUGUGUGAUGACGUCUGGGACAAGAAGGACGGCGACGUGGUCUGCAGGAUGCUUGGCUACAAAGGAGCCUUCGAGAUCCAUAAAACAGGCCGGUUUGGACAAGGUACUGGGCUCAUCUGGAUGGAUGAUGUGGCCUGCGUUGGGAACGAGGACACCAUUCACCAGUGCAAGUUCUCAGGCUGGGGUAAGACAAACUGUGGGCACGUGGAGGAUGCGGGGGUGACAUGCAACACCUAACACCCACAAUUUGAACCCCCACCGAGUUCAGUUACAAACUGCUGAGAUUAGUUGCAGUUGACAGGCAGCGUGAGGUAGAGCAGAAGAGCUGUAUCCUGCUGUCCUACACCCACCCACCGCUGUGGGCAACUGAUUUGACAGUUAUGUGCAAACAUGCUUUGAUUUCAGACCCCUUAGGGCCUCUUGGAUGGCUAUUGUUCAUGUAAAGUAGGUUUAUCAAUAGCAAAUACUUCUUAGCUGAACUAGAUUCAGUGCCAAAAAUGGACCAACUUAAAAAAUGGUCAGUCACAAAUGUUUGUCAAAUUUUUUGAUAGAUAAAGUGAUUACAAAGAAAAGAAAGGGGAAGAGAUGCCAUUUUAAAUGGAUGUAUGACUUGGCCCUAGUACGAUUUAUUGGUUUGUGUCUGACAAUUUUACUAUUUCUGCCUGUAGAGCCAAGCAUAGUUUUUUAUCAUCAUGAAUGAGAGUCUCUCUCUCUCGUUUUUGCUUCUCCCUUCAACAGUUUUUUUUUGUUAGAGCCCAAAAAUGUCACCCUCUUCAUCGAUAAUUGCAUGGGCGGUUGGAAGAUUGACGCUUGGUUUACGUAUGGAAACCAUGACUCUAACGAUGAGUAAGACAAAUUACAGCCUAAGAGGGCAAGUUACAGUUUGGGGAAAAUAAAGUGAAAUGGUAAAACAUGCACAAUGAAUUGAGGUUUCUCACAGGAAAUGAAACAGGGAAAUAUGUAUUAUUGUGUGAAAUAAACAAAACCAACCCCUGAUGUCAGAUACUUUCACAUGUAAAUUAUGUGUUGACAUGAUAUGAUGGCUGUAAGAAAAAUAUUUCUGUAGAUGAUCCCUUGCCAAAUAUUGAUUUGGGAUAAACAAUGAAAUGUGCGGAGGUCCUGAGGACUAGGUUUGAUCCACUCUCAGACUCAUGAAUCUGGACUAUCUCAGUAUUUCAUCUGGAGCAGUGGAGCAGCUCCCCUCAGAAAUGGUCCUCACUUUUAUCAACUUAGGUUCAUGCGCAGACAAGUGCAAUAGAGGUGUUGCAAAGCACUCGUUUUCUAAGCCAACAGCCAAGGAGAAUACCUUACAAUCUCAAUAUAUUUUCACUCAGACUGAUCAUGCUUCCCUCUUGGGAAAGGUCCUUCAACAGAAAAGAAAGGAGAAAAAAAUGUUUUCUACCUAAAAUAUUUUAAUACAAAACAUUUAUUCUGGUAGAUAUUAUUCUGAUAGAUAUUCCUACAGUACAUGAUCAUCUCUAUUAUAAUCCUGUCUCAGAUAUUCAACCAGGGUGCAGUUAGUCUGUGAACAUAACAGAGGUUAUUCUUGCAUGGAUCUUCAACUGUGCUGGAAAUGAAUCACUGUCAUGCAAUGCUUUUUCACAUACAUUUAAGGGAGCAGACUGCACACAUUUGCUUUGUAUAAUAGGGACCACAAACCCAGGUUCCCACUUCAGGAACAUACUAUCAAAUGCCAGGAUGGUAUGAUUGCUAUGUGAAGUCAAGAUUGGUUGAUUUGUUAUACUAUGGUUAUACUUGGUUAUACUGUGGCCCUAAUCACCACUUUUAUUGGACAAAGGGACUGCUGAGGAAUGUAAAUAUCUGCUUAUCGAUUGUGCUGGUCAUAACACCCAGAUAACAAUACCUGAAGUAGUAUGAAAUAGAUAAAUAAAUACAGUGAAUAUGUGACAAGAAUAUUUCAUAUGUCCAUUAGACAAUACUUUUUACUAGAUUUUUCAGAUUUUUUAAUUGUUCAUGUACUAUGGAAAUAAUAAAAUAUACAUUUGUUUAUA